CACUCUCUCAAAAAUCGGCGCGGCGAUUCGCCAUUCGUGGUCUGUCGCCUCUCUGUAUAUAUCGACAUGGUUGGGCAUUGACAAGAUCCACUUGGAGGCCAAAUAGGAGGUGGAGAGGACUUUUUUGCGCUAUAAGACGAUCGCAAAUAAUCAGAUAUUCUCUGUUUUAAUUCUAAGAGAUAUCGAGUCAUUGGCCGGCCAUUCUUCCUCCGCAGACAUCUCCAUCCUCGGUUAAGGAGAUCUGAUCCUUAGACAAGUUACUAAGUUUUUGCUGCAGCGGAGGAAAUGCUAAAUCGGUGACCAUGAUGGGAGGCUUUCUAACUAGGGUUUCUAUCUUGAUUCUUGGAUAUGCUUAUCCGGCAUAUGCAUGCUACAAGACAGUGGAACUGAAUAAACCGGAAAUUGAGAAGCUUGUGUUUUGGUGUCAGUACUGGAUUUUAGUCGCUGUACUGGCAGUUUUAGAGAAAGUUGGAGAUGCUCUCAUUUCAUGGUUUCCUCUGUAUGGAGAACUUAAACUGGCUUUUUUUGUAUAUCUCUGGCAUCCUAAAACAAAGGGGACGGCGUACGUUUACAAUACCUUCUUUCAGCCGUACAUUUCUAAACAUGAAAAUAUGAUUGAUCGUAAUCUACUUGAGUUGAGAACCAGAGUUGUUGAUUUAGCAGCACGGUUUUGGCAUGAAGUUUUGGGUAAUGGACGGUCAUGGUUCUUUGAGUUCCUGCAGUUUGUGGUCUCACAACCAGCAACUAUGGUACACCCAGCUGAGGAACCAAGACACCCUCAACAUGCAUCCACAGCAGCAUCGCCUGAUUCAACACUGCAAACAUCAACUUCCCCGCAGACAAAGAUGGAGCACUCCAACUUCAUUAAGACCCAGAAAAAAGAGCAAUUGAAGACCGACGCCAACAGCCCAAUCUCUCCUUCCUCAGCCUUGCCUAAACCCAGCCAUGGCCGCCAUUUUCUUAGGUCCAGUACUCCUCACGAUCCUCCUCCUGCUGCUCCUCCUGCUCCUGCUCCUGCUCCUCCUGCUCCUCCUCCUAUUGCAAUAUCUCCGCAUAGUGAAAAGUCGCUUCCACACCCCGAAGACUCCAAACAAGAAGAGCCAAUGCGCGUUGCUCGUCGCCCAAGGGUCAAAAAACGAGUCACCACAACCGGGAUAUUUUGGUGCUAA
Messenger RNA from Phalaenopsis equestris, 1169 nucleotides. Its product is annotated as putative HVA22-like protein g. The transcript has 8 exons. The record is from RefSeq and is a predicted model, not a curated record. The coding region runs from base 303 to 1169 and encodes 288 amino acids. Lineage: Eukaryota; Viridiplantae; Streptophyta; Magnoliopsida; Asparagales; Orchidaceae.